Molecule: messenger RNA, 1467 nt
Organism: Lactuca virosa
Lineage: Eukaryota; Viridiplantae; Streptophyta; Magnoliopsida; Asterales; Asteraceae
Source: the annotation of a GenBank genome assembly
GGUGCCUGUCAGUCUGCCUGACCAACAACUCUGUAUGACAGUCGUUAACUCGUUAUUGUUACUACCGACGCGGUAACUGCGUAAGUUAGCAUAACCCACCACAUAUAAUUCUUCUGGUUUUAGAUCCAAUCGGAAAAUCUUCCACUGAACCUCCAUAGCUUCACACUCUCAAGCUCUUCCACACUCACUUCACCAGCUACACUCACAAACACCAAGAACACACACUAAAUCUAUCCAUACAUCAUUCAAUUGAAUCAAUCCUCAGGUUUUUAUAUACAAAUUCAAUGUCAUCAACAUCAUCACUUCAUCAAAGGUCACUUCACAAACCCUACAAUUUGUUAUUCCAAAAAUCAUCAACGGAUGGUCACUCAAAACCCUACUCCUUGUCAAUGCUCUUUAAUCGGACCACGCUUUUGCUCCUCCUCACCCUCCUCAUAAUCCUUGGCGUGUUCUCCCCAUGGAUCGGUGACCGUUCAACGUUUUUUUCGUAUUCAGGCAAUUCUAGGGUUUCUUUGGAAGCGAAAUGGCGAGGAUAUACGCUACCGGAAGCGGUGGCGUAUGUGGCGAAGAAUGGGAGUACGGUGAUUGUUUGUGCGGUGAGUCAGCCGUACUUGCCGUUUUUGAAUAAUUGGUUGAUUAGUAUUGUGAGGCAAAAGCAUCAUGAGAAAGUGCUUGUUAUUGCGGAGGAUUAUGCGACGUUGUAUACUGUUAAUGGGAGGUGGCCUGGUCAUGCUGUGUUGAUACCUCCUGCACCUGAUGCUCAAGUUGCUCAUAAGUUUGGCUCUCAGGGAUUCUUCAACUUCACUUCCAGAAGGCCAAGGCAUUUGCUGCAAAUCCUAGAGCUUGGAUAUAGUGUGAUGUACAAUGAUGUUGAUAUGGUCUGGCUAGCAGAUCCAUUUCUUUACCUCAAAGGAAAACAUGAUGUGUACUUUAUGGAUGACAUGGCUGCUGUCAAACCGCUGGAUCAUCCUAAUGUCCUCCCACCUCCUGGGAAAAAAGGGCGUACUUAUAUUUGCAGUUGUAUGAUUUAUAUGCACCCAACACCAGGGGCAAAAUUGGUCUUGAAAAAGUGGAUUGAAGAGCUUGAAAGUCAACCAUGGUCAAAAGCAAAGAAAGCUAAUGACCAGCCUGCUUUCAACUGGGCAUUGAACAAAACAGCAGGCCAGGUGGACCUAUACCUGCUCCCUCAGGCAGCAUUUCCAACAGGUGGACUAUAUUUUAAGAAUCAGACAUGGGCAGAAGAGACGAAAGGAAAACAUGUUAUAAUUCAUAACAAUUACAUUCUUGGUUUUGAAAAGAAAAUAAAGCGCUUUCAUGACUAUGGUCUUUGGUUGGUUGAUGAUCAUGCCUCUGAAUCGCCACUUGGCAGAUUACAAUAGGCUGCAACCCCCAAUCUCACAUGGAACCCAACUCUUUAUGUACUAUUAUUCUUUUGUAGAAAUCUUGUAAGUUUUCAACUGCAUAACU